Molecule: messenger RNA, 6255 nt
Organism: Drosophila grimshawi
Lineage: Eukaryota; Metazoa; Arthropoda; Insecta; Diptera; Drosophilidae
Gene: spri
Product: protein sprint
Exons: 9
Coding region: 322-5907 (1861 amino acids)
Biological process (GO): signal transduction; vesicle-mediated transport
Cellular component (GO): endocytic vesicle; cytosol
Molecular function (GO): small GTPase binding; guanyl-nucleotide exchange factor activity
Source: RefSeq, a predicted model, not a curated record
AAUGCAGCUGCAACAAAUUGUUAAUUUAUGCACCAAGUUGCAUAUCAAAUAAUUCACACAAAACGACGUCAACGAACUCUGUCCCCCAAAACAAAAAAUAUAUAAAUGUUCAAAGCAACAAAAUUAACAUCAUCAGCAAUAAACACUUAAACAGUGACAGAGACAGAGACAGUGACAGAGACAGAGACAGCGAUACAGAUAGAGAAGGCAAGACUGCAAAAUUUGCACAGCUCGUUAAAAUAAAAUAAAAAAAAUAAAUAAAAAGAUAACCAAAAAUUAAAAGAAAAAGAAAAACUUCUUUUUUAUUCCACAACGCUCACCAUGUCGCAGGAGCUAAUAAAGAGCACAGUGGCCGCUGCAAUGGAGGAGACGUCCAAAGUGGAGGUGAUUGUGUACACCGCCAAGUCGGACAAGACGCUCAAACAGAACAUGAAUGCCAAGGAUGAGACGCUGCGAAAGCGUACCUCAUUAAUAAUAGUGCCACAGCAAGUGGAUGACAUAAUUGAUAACACAGCCAGCACUACUGUGCAGCUGAAUCAGCAGCAGCAACACCAACAGCAACCAAUGGAAGAGAAGCAGCAACAGCAGCAACAGCAACACGUUGAGCAUGGCAAUCGUAAUUCGAUAGCCAGCAUGGAUAGCUGCGUCUCGACAAACACCAGCCAGAGCAAUCAGUCAAGUGGCAGCUCCGGUUCGAGCAGCAGCUCUGAGGAUGCCCAUGCCGCCUAUCAGGAUCUACAGAAUGGCAAUGCCGAUCAUGAUGAUGAUGAUCAUCAUCAUCAUCAUCAUCAUCAUCAUCAUCAUCAUUUGGCUGUCAUGAAUUCGCCCAGCUGCUCGACCACAUCGGAGUCGACAUCCUGCUGCAGCUCCGUCGAUUACUCACUACGCGAACAACUGCAGAACUUUGCCAAUCGCAACGAGGAUCAACUGAAAUGUGUCAAUGACCUGCCAACUGCCGCACAAUUGCUCAAGGGCAUGCCAUGUCUGGCGAUGGAUGAGCCGAUCUGUGGUGCAGCACCACCAUCAAUGCAGCAACCACACUGCGAUGCGCUGCUCAGUCCACAGGAGGCGCCGCUAGGUCGUCGUUAUGCCGAGGUGGCACAGUUCAAAGGUCACGCCAAGGCGAGAACAAGUGAACAGCUGCCGUCUGCUGCUGUUGCUGGCGCUGCCACGCCCCUAACAGAGAAAACCGAGACGGCCGUCUCUGUAGUCAACAACAACAAGAGCAACAAUAACAACAACAACAAUAACAAUAAGAACAGCAGCAGCAGCGGCAGCAAUGCGCAACAGUCACAAAAAUCUCAGCUGCAACCACAAAUAAAUCAACAGCAAUCGAACAAUAACAGCAACAAAUUAAAUGGCCAAUCAAAUCUCAGUACGAAUAUUAACAACAACAACAACAAGAACAUGACGCCCAGCAGCAGUCAGCAAUUGGAUGCGAAAAAUGGCGACAACAGCCGACGCAGCAGCAGCCUGGAACCGGAUGCCGACGAUGUCGUCGAUCUGGCAAAUGGCGGCGCCUUCGAGGACGACAUGGAGGCCCUGCUGCCCAGAUGCACGCGUCGCUCGAGAGAUGAACUCAGUCAGUCCCGCACAUCUCUCGUGUCGAGCUCGGAGGGCGGCAUCCUGGCCGAGGGCGAAACAUCCAGCGAGGAGAGCUCUCGCGAUUCCAGCGACAAUUCGCCGCCCUGUGAUCUGGGAUUGAUGGAGCGACUGCUGCUAACGCAUCCAAUGUGGUUUCUGCCUGGCAUCCAGCGUUCCGGGGCCGUGCAUUUGCUCCAGGGCAAGGAGGAAGGGACCUUCAUUGUACGUGGCUCGAGUCAGCCAAACACAAUGGCUGUUUCAGUGCGCCUGCCACAGGAUACGGGCCCUUAUAUCGAACACUAUCUGAUCCAAUCGCAGGACAACAAAUUGAGCUUGGAAAGUUCACGCUUCAAGUUUGGCUCGAUCCCCGAACUGAUUUCCCACUAUGCCCAGUGCUGUGAUGAGCUGCCCGUGCAGCUGAUGCUGCCACGAGUGCUGCGGGAGGCGAACAAUCGCAAGAAGCUCUCAUCGCUGGCGCUGCUUGGCCAGGAGUUCUGGAGCUAUGCCAGCAGUUCGGCUGUACUGGGACCGCCCAUUGCCAUUGCCAAGACGAUCAGCAAUACGACGGAGCAGCAGCAGCAGCAGCAACUGCUGCUGGAUGCCAAAUCACCAUUAUCACUGACAGAGACCAGCGGAUUGGGCACCGCAACAUUUUUCAGCGACGCUGGCUGCAUGCCCAGCAGCAAGCUGCCAGCUGUGGCGCCACCGCAGCCAACGACAACGUUGUUCAGCCCAACGGGCAGCGGUCAGCUGUUGGGUUUCUUUAGCCCGGCUGGCACACCCUCCGAUACCAAUUCGAGCAUGAGCUCUUUUACAACCAGCGGCGGGCAGCACAUGCAGCUGCUGAGUCCCAAUUCUGUGGACUCUGUCAUUUUAACCAUGUCACCGGUGGAUGCGCAGGGUUAUCUACCGGGCGGCACUGCCUUGGAACAGCAACAGCAGCAGCAGCAACCAUUGCAGCUAACGCAUGGUAGCAACAAUCUGAGCACCUUCAAGACGAACUCAGCGAACAGUACAGAAUUUGAGCAGGUGCGUCCGCAGAGGCCAAAGCCGCCGAACACAUUGAAUCUCAAGCCGCCGGCGCCACCAAUGCGCUGGUCCAAGCCCCAUUCACCGGAUCAGCUGAGCAACAACAAUUUCACAGUGACCACUACAGUCACAUUCUCCAUGGAGAACAACAAUAGCGGCAACAGUGGCAGCAACAGUAACAGUAACAGUAACAGUAACAGUAACGGCAACAGCCAGAGCAACAACAUCAACAAUAAUUCAACUGCCAAACCAAAUCCCGCACAGUUUGUGGAGGUAACAACGCCAGCGUCGAGCAAUCCAUUCAAUGCCCUGCUCAAUUCACAGGCCAGCACCAGCACGUUCCAGACCUUUGCAAAGCGUCUAUCGCCCGAAGGCGAGUGCAAGGAUACGCUCUCAUCGCAAGGCUCCUCCUCCAAUGAUAGCCGCUGGCAAUCUCAGUCGCAAUCGCACUCCCACUCCCACUCGCAGUCCAGCCGCGACUCGAGUCAUAGCCAACGCAAGAUGCCCUCCCCGAUGACGCCGAAUGGCGCUGGUAUUCUGCCAGGGAUAGCAGGCAGCAGCAGCAGUAGCAGCAAGUCACGGAAAUCUCGCAAUCUCGCCAAGGAAUCCAAACACUACCAGGAGUCGGACAUAUUGGAGAGCCCGCCAGCACAGUACUGUGCCAGUGCUCUCAGCGACAAGAUUAGCGACUACGAAGACGUCUGGUCGCCAGAUCCCAGCGAUCGAGCCAGUUUGCUCACCAGCUUCAAGCCGGGCCUCGAUAACCAUGCCGGCGUACUCAAUCGACGACCCGACCUCUUGGCCGAGACACCGAGCACACCCACACAGCAGCUGCUGUCGCCCUGCGUGAAGGAGGAACGUGAGAGGGAGAGGGAGGGCAGUGCCGGUCCAGACAGCAGCCAGCAGCUGAUGCAGUUCUCCGGCGAUGCACCGCCACGGUCUCGAGCUGCCCUCCUAUUGCCGAAUCUGGGAAUUGCUGGCAUCGCACCAAACAUGACGCAGUCGCUCACCGAGCAGAGUGGCAGUGGCAAUGAUGAUGGCGGCGACACAACACCGACAGCCGCACAGACGCCCGGCUCGAGGAGCAAGCAGGGCAGUCCGUUUUAUGCCGAACCAGCGGAUGCACUACGACAGGCUGGCUUGACCAAUGCGGCAGCGGCCAUUCUGCGUCGUCAGCAGCGCAACCAGCUGCUGCCAGCCAAUCAGCGACACUCGGAGCCGCUCAAGGGCGGUCUGGCAACGUCAACGGCACCACUACUCCUGCCCGCUGAUCUGGAAAAGCUCGCCGGCAGCCUGGAUGAGCUAAAGCAUAAACCGAAGCCAAAUCCAACGGCUCAGCCGCAGCAGCCGGCAAAGCGUGGACGCAAUCGUAUCGAUCACUGGCAGUUGGACAGCAGCUGGGAGUUCAUGGCCAAGCAGGAGACAAAUGGUGGGACUGGUGUCGGUGUUGGUGUUGGUGGUGACUAUGACACCGCUGCCGACUGGCAGGAGAAGGAGAACUCGCUGGGCCGCGACAAGGGAGAUGUUGGCAAUAAGAAGCAUUCGCUGACCGUGCACCAAAUCAUUGUCAAACGUCUGCCCGACCUCAAUCUGCCAGAGCUUGUCCGCUGCUCGACGCCGCCUCAAAUGGCAAUGACGACGUCGACGACGACGACGACAACAGCUCCACUGCUGGAGAAAACCAAUGCCGAUGGCAGCCAAAAGUCAUUCCAGAGCCAGAACGGCUGUCGACUCAGCGCCUACGACAACGUGGAACGCAACUGUGCCAACUUCUGUCAGACCUAUUACGGUGGUAUUGAUUCGGCGCAGUCGGACGACGGCACCGUCUUCUCCGAGCCCUGGGACUCGUCACAAUGGGACUCCUUCAUGCCCAUGCAGGAUGAUGCCACCAUUAACUCGGACACCAUACAUCUGUCGAAGUGCCGACCCGCACUCUCGGAGGACGAUACCAUCAUUGAGGAAUUCAGCAGCACCAAAGACGGCAGCAACAGCAGCUGCAACCAGGAUACGCUCAAGGCCAAUAAAAAUGGCACCAGCGCCGGCGCUGGCACCAACAACAACAAGGCAAUACGACCAAAAGUGGCAACCAUAUUACGUAAUCCGAGCAUGCGGGAUCGUGAGAUACUCUGUCAUCCCCGCAACAAGAUCAAUACGCAGAGCAGUGGGCCCGGUGACUCACUGCGUGCUUAUACGCUCCAGCUGGCCCAAGAUCCGAGCUCGACAUUUGCCCGCAACAUUGAGAACUUCAUUAGCUGCACGAAGGAGUCGCGCGAGGCGGCGCCCCAAGUGGUUAUGCGGAAUAUGCGGCAAUUUAUGAGCGGCAUGAAGAACUAUCUGGUUAAGCAUGGCGAGGGCAAGUUCCAUGCCGAGCUGGAGUCGGCACGGGGCCGCCUCAAGUCCGAUGAGUUCCUCAAUCUCGAUGCCAUGCUGGAGACGGUGAUGCAUCAGCUGGUCGUGCUGCCGUUGCGCGAGCAUCUCUACGGCAUAUUCGUGGAUCACUACAAGCGCAGCGAGGACAUCCAGCUGCUUGCCCAAAAUGUGCGCUAUGCGUACGAGCGAGAUGCCACAGAUUUUGGUAUACGCGCCACGGUGACGCCACCAUCGCCGUUGGCGCUGCGUCUCAUUGCCAAUCUGCUGUGGCGGCUGCAGGAGGCGGAGCUGCCGCUUGACAAACUGGAGCUCUUCCUGUGCGUCAUCUCGACGGUGUUCGAUGCGACGGGCUGUCCGCGCGGCCAACAGCUUGGCGCCGAUGAUUUUCUGCCCGUGCUGGUUUAUGUGGUGGCCAAAUGUGGAUUCGUUGGCGCCGAAAUCGAGGCGGAGUUCAUGUGGGGCCUGUUGCAGCCGACUCUGUUAAAUGGCGAGCCUGGCUACUAUCUAACCGCACUCUGCAGUGCCGUGCAUGUGCUCAAGAAUUUCAUGGCAUCCGAGAGUGAAAGCGGCAACGGUUCAUUGGACUGGCGUUCCAGCUGCUUGCCGGCCUGCUCGAGUGUGCUGCGCGUCAUCAUACCGGACGAGUGCAACGGAUCGCUGCAGACGCGCACGCUGCCGGUGCGGCCGCAUACGACGACACGGGAGGUUUGCCGGAUUAUAGCGCAUAAGGCGCGCAUCACCAAUCCGCAGGACUAUGCGCUCUUCAAGCUUGUCGACGGCGAGGAGACGCUGCUUAGCGACGCCGAAUGUCCGCAGGAUGCGCGACUUGCUGCCAAGGGCAAACACUGCAUGUUGGCCUAUAAGCGGAUCGAUGCCAAGAUCGCUUGGCCCACCACUGCGACACAGGCACAGGGCAGUCAUUGAGCGAGUGUUAUGAGUGAAGGAAUAAAUGAGAUGAAUGAAUACCCAGCCACAGCCACAGCCACAGCCACUGACACAGCCAGAGAAACAUCAACAGCCUCAAUCGAUUUCAAAGCCCCCCCAGCCCCUCCCCCCCACUCUCCGCCUCUUAUCUUCCCCGGCUAAUAGGCCGGCUAAUAAGCCGAAAAUCGCCCCCAUCUUGCUCACUAACAAGCAUAUUUAAUUAAUAAUUUAUUAUUAUUACAUUAAAAUAUACUUAGUAGCAUGUAAGUAAAGCUAAUUAACGCUAAAACAUCUAAUGUGUACUAAACAAAACAAAACAAAACAAGAAACAAAAAAACAACAACAGUA